CACCUGGAGCGGGGCGGCGGCGGCGCCAUGGCGGGAGCGGAGCGGGGACGGCACCGGGAGCGGCCCCGGGGGCGGCCCCGGGAGCACCGGGGACACCAUUGGGGACCGCCCGGGGCGGGGCUGCGGCUGCUGCUGCUGCUCGGGGGGCUCGCCGCGCUGGCCGCAGCCCAGGUGACCUCGGAGGACCAGGAAGUGCCGGAGCACAAACCCGUGGAGCUGCGCUGCGCCGCGUUCCGCUCCAGCUCGGGCAGCGCCCGCAUCGAGUGGAAAUUCCAGAAGGGCUCAUCCCUGACACUGAUCUACUACGGGGGGGAGCUCACAGAGUCGUACCGGGACCGUGUCCAGUUCUCGCCCACGUCCAUCCGCUUCGGCUCGGUGACACGGGAGGACAGCGGCAAGUACAUCUGCGAGGUGGUGGGGGAUGGCAGCCACAUCGCCAAGUCCGAGGUCAACCUCAUCGUGCAGGUGCCCCCGGGGAAGCCGCUGGCACACGUGCCCAGCUCUGCCACGGUGGGUGCCCGCGCUGUCCUGCGCUGCUCCGAGGCUCAGGGCUCGCCCCCUCCCACCUUCCGCUGGUACAAGGACGGCACCGAGCUGCCCCAGGACCCCAAAUCCAGCCCCGCCUUCCGCAACUCCUCCUACAGCCUGGACCCGCGCACGGGGGAGCUGGUGUUUGAGCCCGUGGGGGGCUGGGACACGGGCGAUUAUCACUGCGAGGCCUCCAACAACGUGGGCAGCCCCCAGAAAUCCGACGUCUUCCGCAUGGAGGCCAGCGAGGUGAACGUGGGCGGCAUCGUGGCCGCCGUGGUGCUGCUGCUCCUGUUCCUGGGGCUCGCUGCCUUCGGCGUCUGGUUCGCCUACAGGCGCGGCUACUUCAGCAGGAAGAAGGUGAUUUACAGCCAGCCCUCGCGGCGCAGCGAGAGCGAGUUCAAGCAAACCUCCUCGUUCCUGGUGUGACGUCGUCCCCGCCGCCCCCGGACGCUUUUUCCCAAUUCCCGGAAUUCCGCGGGAUUUGGAGAAUUCCGCGAGAUUUUAGGAGAUCCACGGGAUUUGGGGAAUUUCCUGUGGGAUUUUGGGAAUUUCCUGUGGGAUUUGAGAAUUCCCGCGGGAUUUUUGGGAAUUCCUGCAGGAUUUUCAGAAUUCUGUGGGGUUUUAGGAGAUCCAUGGGAUUUUGGGAAUUCCCGCGGGAUUUUCGGAAUUCUGCAGGAUUUGGGGAAUUUCCUGUGGGAUUUGGGAAUUUCUGUAGGGUUUUUGGGAAUUCCUGCAGGAUUUUCGGAAUUUCCCCCUGGGAUUUUUGGGAGUUCUGUGGGAUUUUAUGAAUUCCAUGGAAUUUUGGGAAUCUCGUGGAAUUUUUAGAGAAUUCCCGCAGGAUUUUUUAGAGAAUUCCCGCAGGAUUUUUGGGAAUUCCUGUAGGAUUUUGGGAAUUCCCGCGGGAUUUUCGCCGCGGUUUUUUUAAAGCCUCUCCGGUGCCUUCGCCGCCGCUGCCUCUGGAACUUGGGGGGGUCCCUGUGCCCCCUCUUUGUGUCCCCUCUUUGUGUCCCCCAUUGUCCCCUCCCAUUCUCCCCUUGUCCCCCUUUUUGUCCCCCCCAUUGUCCCCUCCCCUCGUUCCCUCUUGUUGUCCCCCCCCAUUGUCCCUCCCUGUCCCCUCUCUGUCCCCGGGGGGCUCUGGGGGGGGACAGGGCUGGUGCCACCACCUGGGGACAGCACCAGUGUCCCACUGGUCCCAGUGACCCCCCUGAACUGGGAGCGUGGGGGGGGUACUGGGAAUAAACCUGUGUCCUUUA
This is a messenger RNA of Zonotrichia leucophrys gambelii, 1784 nucleotides long. RefSeq names its product F11 receptor (gene F11R). The record is from RefSeq and is a predicted model, not a curated record. Bases 28 to 957 code for a protein of 309 amino acids. The transcript has 9 exons. NCBI's taxonomy places the organism in Eukaryota, Metazoa, Chordata, Aves, Passeriformes, Passerellidae. Gene Ontology annotation, cellular component: bicellular tight junction. Gene Ontology annotation, biological process: regulation of membrane permeability; intestinal absorption; cell adhesion.